AUGUCUCAACCCGAAUCCUUCUCUUCCACUGUGGACUAUGAAAAAUUGGUGAACGAUUUAGUGAAACCAUUCGGAUCGGAAUAUGAUGAAACACUUAAAAAGUGUCUAGUGAUGGCCUAUCAGGCUGGAGAGAUGGCUAAUAAUUUUUGUAUUGAUCGAAUGAAUUCUCCGAGUUUGGAAAUUGAAAUCAAACAAGAUGAUUCACCGGUCACCAUGGUUGACAAGAAAGUCAAUGCCUUUCUCAUUGGACAACUUGAACAUCAUUUCAUUCAAUCCAAUAAUAAUAUUAGAAUUAUUGGAGAAGAGGGUGUGAGCACCAAAAACAAGGAUUUCGAAAACAGAGACCUCUCCGAAGGUCUUGUUUUCUAUGUGGACCCCAUUGAUGGUACAAGAGAUUUUAUUUCCAAUAAUGGUGAAUGGGCGGUCAUGAUUGGACUCUGCAAAGAUGGCAGACCUGUCAUGGGUUGUAUUUAUUGUGCAGCUCAAGAUGAAAUGUUUUAUGCUAUCAAAAGUCAUGGUACAUUUGUGAUUCGAAAUAAGCAAAAUUUAUCUAAGGUGCAAUGCAAUCAAUUCAAUCCUGAUGAUUUAUCCACAACUAAAUGUUUAAUUUCUAGAAACAACUAUGAUCAAAUGACUGAAAAUAUCCUCGACGAGCUAGGUGUUCAAAAUAGAGUUCCAUGUGGAAGUUUUGGAAGAAAGGUCUGUCACCUUGUUGCAGGUAAUGGUGAUUUAUAUUUCAACACAAGCUGCAAGAGUAGUUAUUGGGACAGUGCUGCUCCUUCCAUCAUUCUAGAGGAGGCAGGUGGAUGUCUAUUAAGAAAGAAUGGAGAGAGCGUAUUUUUCAAUGGUCAUCGAACUGCCAACGAUUACAUUUUAUUUUGUUGCCCCAUAAGUGUCUCUAAAAAAGUGUUACAAGUGCUUGUUAAACAUGCUGGUGAUAGGGAGUAA
This is a messenger RNA of Naegleria fowleri, 948 nucleotides long. RefSeq lists its product as uncharacterized. Gene Ontology annotation, biological process: signal transduction; phosphatidylinositol phosphate biosynthetic process; inositol metabolic process. The record is from RefSeq and is a predicted model, not a curated record. Gene Ontology annotation, molecular function: inositol monophosphate 1-phosphatase activity. The transcript has 2 exons. NCBI's taxonomy places the organism in Eukaryota, Heterolobosea, Eutetramitea, Acrasida, Naegleriidae. Bases 1 to 948 code for a protein of 315 amino acids.